AUGUACAAUUUUUCAAAAGAAGAUUAUUGGUCAUUUGUUUGUGAUUCUAUUCAAUGUGUCUUCAUUAUUGAUGAGUUGAGCUCUUUGAUGAAUCCUACUUGCAACAACUCGCCGUUUUCGUUGGUUCCUUCUUCUUUCAAGGAUGCCUGA
Messenger RNA from Funneliformis geosporum, 150 nucleotides. The record is from the annotation of a GenBank genome assembly. Lineage: Eukaryota; Fungi; Glomeromycota; Glomeromycetes; Glomerales; Glomeraceae.